UUAGAUUGUGCUAAUGGCUUUGACGAGAUCCACCACUACAUUAGUAGUUUGUUCUUGCAUGGCUCUCUUCUGCCUGAUGAGUGCUGCUGCCACGGCUGAUCAUCAGCUCCGAGUUGGCUUCUACUCCUACACCUGCCCCAAAGCCGAAACCCUCAUCAGGGAAGCCUUCAAUGACGCUGUCCAGCAGACCGACGACAUCGGCGCUGACCUUCUCCGGAUGCAUUUCCACGACUGCUUUGUCAGAGGCUGCGAUGGGUCGGUGUUGAUCUCGUCGACGAAGGGGAAUAAGGCAGAGAAGGACGCACAGAUCAACCGAAACCUCGAAGACGAAGCGUUCCAAGUCGUCGAUAAUGCCAAGGCCAAGCUGGAAGCUGCCUGCCCCGGCGUCGUUUCCUGCGCCGACAUUCUCGCCUACGUUGCUCGAGACAGCGUUGCACACUAUGGAGGAGGUUUCUACGAUGUUCCUGCUGGAAGAAGAGAUGGGAGGAUUUCGAGGGCAAGCGAGAGCACGUCGGAGCUCCCUACUCCCAAUCUCCGACUCGGUCAUCUCACUAAACUCUUCGCCGGGAAAGGGUUGACCCAAGCCGAGAUGAUCACCCUUUCAGGAGCGCACACCAUCGGCGUCUCCCACUGCUCCUCCUUCUCCCACCGGCUCCGCAACUUCAACGCGAGCUCGGGAGCCGACCCGACGCUGGACGCGGCGUACGCGGCGCAACUGCGGCGGAAGUGCCCGACGGCGAGGAGCGACAACGAGGUGCCGAUGGACCCGCCGAGCGAGCUAGGGUUCGACAACAGCUACUACCAGGGCAUCCUGAGUAGAAGGGGGCUGUUCACAUCGGACCAGACGCUGGUGUCGAAGCCGGCGGUGGCGGCGCAGGUGAAGCUGUUCGCGCACAACUCGGGCGUCUUCACCAGCAGGUUUGCGGCUGCGAUGGUGAGGAUGGGCAGCAUCGGCGUACUGACCGGGGGCAAUGGAGAGAUACGCACCAACUGCAGAGUGCCCAACUGAAAUCAUCCUCCACAACAAUAGUUCCUUUAUUUUUAAUGUGUGUUUACUAUAUUUUAAAUAUCUUUAUUUUUAAUGUCAAACUCUAUAUAUAAUAUGUUCGGAAUGAUAAUAUCAAUUUGUCAAUCUCUAUGCGAAU
Molecule: messenger RNA, 1145 nt
Organism: Zingiber officinale
Lineage: Eukaryota; Viridiplantae; Streptophyta; Magnoliopsida; Zingiberales; Zingiberaceae
Product: peroxidase 5-like
Exons: 4
Coding region: 14-1009 (331 amino acids)
Biological process (GO): response to oxidative stress; hydrogen peroxide catabolic process
Molecular function (GO): peroxidase activity; heme binding
Source: RefSeq, a predicted model, not a curated record